Molecule: messenger RNA, 288 nt
Organism: Staurois parvus
Lineage: Eukaryota; Metazoa; Chordata; Amphibia; Anura; Ranidae
Source: the annotation of a GenBank genome assembly
UGGGCACUAUUCCUCCCACUGACACCAAUGAUACUUACCUUGCUGACCCCUGCUCCAGCCUGGGCUCGCUCGCUCCCUCCCUCUCCCAUGCUGUCUUCCUUCUCUGGCCGCUCUCCUCCUCUUCACUCGCUCGAUCUUCGCGGUGCCGCUCGGCUCCUCCUCUCCAAGCUCCACCUCCUCGCCGGUGAUUGGCGGGGAUUGAUCCCGAGGGUGUGUCCAGAUGACAGGGGCGGCAUGUCAUCCCGCCCACACCUGGAGACGGAUAGAGCAGCGGUGUCUCGGUUCCUA